Molecule: messenger RNA, 4269 nt
Organism: Dalotia coriaria
Lineage: Eukaryota; Metazoa; Arthropoda; Insecta; Coleoptera; Staphylinidae
Gene: Nedd4
Product: E3 ubiquitin-protein ligase Nedd4
Exons: 12
Coding region: 476-3334 (952 amino acids)
Biological process (GO): ubiquitin-dependent protein catabolic process; regulation of dendrite morphogenesis; protein polyubiquitination
Cellular component (GO): cytoplasm
Molecular function (GO): ubiquitin protein ligase activity; sodium channel inhibitor activity; protein binding
Source: RefSeq, a predicted model, not a curated record
GAAUUUUGUAGUGAGGUGAAUAACUCACAGAUGGCGCUGCAUGUACGAAAACUAAAAUUUAAUUCCCUGUUUGCUCGCAGCAGGAGUAAACGAAGCGAUUGUAAUCAUAUGGGUAGCGCCGCCGUCACCUGUCAAUCCGUGUCAUUCGCGUAGGUCAGUCCGUCGCCGAUUUUUUUUUGUGUUUUCCGUGCGUUUUACGUGUGCGCCCGCUGAUUAUGCAGCGCUGAUACACUUAAUACUCAGCCCUCAGGUUGUGUGCGAAUGAGUGUUGCGUAUCUUGUGCAGUUUUUUUGCUCGCCGCGCUCGAUUUAAUUAUCGCCAAGUGGGCCACACGGUAAUCUCGGGGGCGGUCGAAGCUGCCACCCGUUUGUAAGCAAGAGCAAAGUGUGCACUACCCCACCGGAGGAUUCUACAUGAGUGGACGUCGAUCCUCAUCGCCGUCAUUCACACCGAGCGCAGCGCAAACCAGCAAUAAAUGGAAGCGGAAAACAUUUACGGAUACAAUCCGUCGAUAGCCUUCGGUUUCAAUGAUGAACCCAUUAGUAAACUACGACUCAAAGUCAUCCGUGGUCAGCAGUUGGCGAAAAAAGAUAUUUUUGGUGCUAGUGAUCCGUAUGUUCGGAUUGAUUUGAACAAUGUUAGCAAUGAAACCGUCGACUCGGUGCUCACGAAAACGAAGAAAAAGACGUUGAAUCCCAAGUGGAAUGAGGAAUUUAUAUUUAGCGUAAAACCAACGGAGCAUAAGUUAUUACUGCAAGUUUUCGACGAGAAUCGCCUCACUCGCGAUGAUUUCCUCGGCAUGGUUGAACUCCCACUCUCAACGCUGCCGCAGGAACAGGACGGCAGGACGAUCAAUCCGGUUAAGUACAUCCUACGCCCUCGGAGCGGUACUGUACGCAGCGGUUACAGCGCCAGGUCGAGGGUGCGCGGCACGCUGGAGAUUUACCACGCGUACCUGAAGGACAACCCGCCACCGGUGCAGCCACAAGCGUCGACGGAAAGCGCCGACUCAGCGGCGGGCGCUGCGGGCAGUGGUGAACCCGACUGGGAGAUUGUCGACGGCGGAGGCGGCGGUGGUGGUGGAGGGGCUGUAGGCGUGGACGUGGAUUCAGGUAUUCCAUUGCCCGCUGGUUGGGAGGAGCGGCAGGACGCCAACGGGCGCACGUACUAUGUGAAUCAUAAUGCGCGCACCACGCAUUGGGAACGACCGACCUUCAAUGGGAAUGUUGCCGACAAUCAGGAACAGCAGCAGCAGCAGCGCGUAGACGAGACGGCACAGUUUGAUCGGCGUUUUCAUAUUAGCGCCGAUGAGGAGCAGCCGAGGCCUACGAGCGAUUCUUCAAACAACACCAGUCAGGCGACGAGCCCGCGCAACAAGCAGUCGGACUCGGGCGAUAUUACACCGCACUCGUCCGAAACGCCACCGCCGACCAUUUUGGAGUCGACGACCACGCAGGAUGAAGACGGACCGAAUGGCUCGGAUGAGAAUCGGAAUCAGUCACAAAAUGGCGCUGCGGUUGGUUUAGAUGUGGUUGGUAUAACGAAUCGGCUGAGUAUUCUAUCGCAGCGCUCUGUCGGCGAAUCGGAGUACCACGGUUCGAACGAGAGUGAAGACGAUCGCAGCUCGCACGACGAAGGCGAUUCCGAUUACGAGCGACGCCGACAAGUGCGUUGUCUACGCCAAGUGUUUGGGCCAUCCGUGGCGCGUGUGGUCGCUGAAGACGAGGAGGCGGCCGACGCCGGCGAUGAGACGGAAGAUACGACCGAUACAACAUCGUCGUCGAACACGUCGCGGCGCGAUUCGACGAUAUCAACGAGUAGCAACGUAAGCGCUGCGGGCGGCGGCACCGCCGGCGUCAAUCUGCAGGCGCUCGGCGAGGGCUUGCCGCCCGGCUGGACCGUCCAGAUGGCACCGAAUGGCCGUCUCUUCUUUAUAGACCACAACGACCGUACUACAUCCUGGGUGGAUCCACGUACGGGACGUGCUAGUCCCAUGCCGAAUCAACCCACAGUCCCCGUGGCUAAUCGUAAACCUGACGAUGAUCUUGGACCACUUCCCGAGGGUUGGGAGGAGCGUGUGCACUCUGACGGACGGAUAUUCUUCAUUGAUCACAAUACAAGGACAACACAAUGGGAAGAUCCUCGGUUAUCCAAUCCGAGCAUAGCAGGACCUGCAAUUCCCUACUCACGUGACUAUAAACGUAAAUAUGAGUAUAUGAAAACACAACUUCGGAAACCCACGAAUGUCCCCAAUAAAUUCGAGAUUAAAGUACGGCGUUCUUCCAUUCUGGAAGACUCUUACCGCGUGAUCAGCACCGUAUCGAAGAUAGACCUGUUGAAAACCAAACUCUGGGUGGAAUUUGAGGGUGAGAUUGGUUUGGAUUAUGGUGGAUUAGCGCGUGAAUGGUUUUUCUUGCUCUCCAAAGAAAUGUUCAAUCCGUAUUACGGAUUGUUUGAAUAUUCCGCAAUGGAUAAUUACACCCUACAAAUAAACCCGUUUUCUGGCAUGUGCAACGAAGAGCACCUCAAUUACUUCAAAUUUAUCGGUCGGAUAGCCGGCAUGGCGGUGUAUCACGGUAAACUAUUAGACGCGUUCUUCAUUCGCCCGUUUUACAAAAUGAUGCUGGCGAAGGCGAUUGACUUGAAGGACAUGGAAUCCGUUGAUAGCGAAUAUUACAAAUCGUUGUUAUGGAUCAAGGAGAAUGAUCCCUCCGACUUGGAUCUGACGUUUUCCGUGGAUGAAGACACUUUUGGUACUACUACGGUGCAUGAAUUGAUUGCAGAUGGCGCUAAUGUGCCGUUAGAUAACACAAACAAAGAUGAAUAUAUUUCUUGUGUCAUCAAAUGGAGAUUUGUCUACCGUGUCCAAGAUCAAAUGAACGCCUUCCUGGAGGGUUUCGGUGAGCUUGUACCGCUGAAUAUAAUGAAAAUCUUCGACGAACACGAACUGGAACUGCUCAUGUGCGGUAUACAAAACAUUGACGUGAAGGAUUGGAAAACAAAUACGUUGUACAAAGGCGAUUAUCACGCCAAUCAUAUUGUUAUCCAAUGGUUCUGGCGCGUUGUACUCUCGUUUACGAAUGAAAUGCGCGCGCGUUUAUUACAAUUCGUCACUGGUACAUCGCGAGUACCCAUGAAUGGGUUCAAAGAGUUGUAUGGUAGUAAUGGGCCGCAGUUAUUCACCAUCGAGAAGUGGGGUACACCGCAAAACUAUCCUAGGGCUCAUACUUGUUUUAAUCGCUUAGACCUGCCGCCCUAUGACAGUUAUCAGCAUCUGCGUGAGAAAUUAAUAAAAGCCAUCGAAGGGUCGCAGGGCUUUGCCGGCGUGGACUAAGUGCGCGCGCGCGAAUAGAUUCUGUCCAUUUUUGCGUAGGUAUAUGCUCUUUUUACAUACCGUCUACAAUUCGCGCGUGCGCCAAGGCAGGCAAAACGCCACCGUCGUUUCUUGUGAUAAAAAACUAUAUCUGAGGGCUUCUCCGUUAGGAUCACUAGAACAGUUCACGCGCUAGAAGGUUUUUCCUCUUUGUUUUUUCUUUCACCGUUUUAUCGUACGCGACGUCAUAACCUAUAUUUUAUAUUAUUUAAAAACGGUAGCUUUAAAUCAAGUCAUUUAAGUGUUUUUUUUGCAUCGCCGCUUGGAAAGUGUGUACAUACAUUGAAUACGCGAGUGAGGUUAGGUGAGGUGAGGAGGAUUUUCGAACUUCUUGUACAUAGAUUUUAUUUUUACCGACUCUUUACAUUAGUGAUCUACUAGUGCAUUUUAUUCAACUUAACUUAAUAAUUUCGGAUCGAUACACGCCGGUACACGAUGAUAAUAAUUACUCACGCGUGCGAGCGAAUGCAAGAUGGCGGGGCGGAAACGAAAACGAUUGAUAAAUAAAUGCCUUAUUAUUUAUAAGCCAUAUAUUGUUAAGUGAUAGGCGUACGUGUAGAGCGUUGUUAUUCUAGCUCACGAUCGAUCUGCAUCGCGCGCUGCAUUUUGAGAUUGUUGCAUUCCUAUGUCCCUCACGCAUCACGAUGCCGGCGACACCUACGCGUGUUUUCGAGUAUUAAUCCUGUGUAUUAACAAAUCAAAACGUAAACCCGACUGCAUCCGAGCGAGCGAGAUUGGAGGCAAGUGAAAAAACAAAAACUUUUAUUAUUCUUAUGAAAUUAUGACAUAAACAUAGCUAGGAUUUACGCUGAAUGCAUUAUAUAUUGUAAAAAUAUCUACUUAUUACUCGUAAGAAUGAUUAAUUAUUGUUAAUUAUUACAUUGUAUGAUAAUGUU